GGAAAUGCUAGCAGUUGGAUACGAAGUGCCUAAAGGAAUGGGAGGGAAUUGGGAUGUGAACGUGGCAGAUUUGGUAGCUCUAAGUGCAGCUGCUGGAAAACCUCGAAUAAUAUCCCGUGGCCUUUAUCCUUACUUUCUUCUUGUCAUUUGUCCUUGUGAUUUGCCUCAAAUAUGAAACAGCAAGCAACCAUUAAUCUUUUUUGACUUCCUCUGUUCCUAAUUUAUCAUCAUUCUCGUCACAAUUAUCCACUCGUAUUAAGAAUUAAGAAGAAAAGAUGAGAGCAGCAAGUGCGAGUCCAACAACAAAUGCAAGUGCCAGUUUAAGGAACACCAAUCACUUCAAUUUCACAUCUCUCCCUCUCUCAACCGUGAAGAACAACAACAAGAAGAAGAUCACAUUAGUAGUGGUGAGAGCCAUCCAGGACAGGAAAGAGGGUGUGAAUGAAUAUAACAAGGAAAGCACAGCAAAGCAGCAGCAACCUCUGAGUUUGGAGGAUGUGAACCCAGUUGGACUCGGAAGGAAGUCGAGGCAGAUAUUUGAUGAAGUGUGGAGGAAGUUCUCAGGGUUGGGGCAGAUAUCAAGAACAACACGUGCAGAUGACAAGGAAGCUCUUGAUGCAUUGCUCAUCAGAGAAGGUCCCAUGUGCGAGUUUGCUAUCCCUGGUGCCCAGAACACCACUGUUCUUGUUGUUGGUGCCACCAGUCGCAUUGGCCUCAUUGUUGUUAGGAAACUUAUGCUCAGGGGUUACACUGUCAAGGCUCUGGUGAGGAAGGCAGAUGAGGAAGUGUUGUACAAGCUUCCAAGGUCAGUGGAGAUAAUGAUAGGGGAUGUGGGUGAUCCCUCAACCCUCAAGGAAGCAGUGGAAGGCUGCAACAAAAUUAUAUAUUGUGCUACUGCUCGUUCUUCCAUCACUGGAGAUCUUUUCAGAGUUGAUCACCAAGGGGUUUCUAACCUCACCAAAGCCCUUCAGGACUAUAACAACAAACUAGCACAACUACGAGCUGGAAAAAGCAGCAAAAGCAAGCUCUUGCUCGCAAAGUUCAAAUCUGCACAUUCAUUGCAUGGCUGGGAAGUCCGUCAAGGAACUUACUUCCAGGAUGCAGUUGCUUCAAAGUAUGAUGCAGGAAUGGAUGCUAAAUUUGAGUUCACCGAGGCUGGAGAAGCAGUUUUUUCGGGGUAUGUUUUCACUAGGGGAGGCUAUGUUGAAAUUUCAAAAAAGCUAUCACUUCCUCUGGGUUACACUCUUGACAGGUAUGAAGGUCUAGUGCUCUGUGUUGGUGGAAAUGGAAGAUCUUAUGUUUUAAUACUCGAAGCCGGUCCUUCAGCUGAUGCAACUCAAUGCAAUUUGUAUUUUGCAAGAAUUAGCACCAAAGUAGGAUUUUGCAGGGUAAGAGUGCCAUUUUCUUCUUUCCGCCCAGUAAAACCAGAUUAUCCACCACUGGAUCCAUUUCUUGUACACACAAUGACCCUUCGCUUUGAGCCCCGACGACAGAGACCUAUUGAAGGACCUGCAGGAGUGAAGCAAGACCUGAGAAGCUUUAAGCUUAUAUUGGAAUAUAUAAAAGCAUUGCCUACUGGGCAAGAAACAGACUUCAUCUUAGUUUCAUGUACAGGAUUAGGUGUAGAACCCACAAGAAGGGAGCAAGUUCUGAAGGCCAAGAGGGCCGGGGAAGACUCACUGAGGAGAUCAGGACUUGGAUACACAAUCAUUCGCCCUGGUCCCCUAAAGGAGGAGCCAGGUGGUCAACGUGCACUCAUAUUUGAUCAAGGAAACAGGAUUUCUCAAGGAAUUAGCUGUGUUGACGUGGCUGAUAUCUGCGUGAAGGCAUUGCAUGAUUCGACCGCAAGAAACAAGAGCUUUGAUGUCUGUUAUGAAUACGUCUCUGAACAAGGGAGGGAGCUCUAUGAACUUGUGGCACAUUUACCAGACAAAGCAAACAACUAUUUGACACCAGCACUGUCUGUCUUGGAGAAGAACACUUGAUUGAAUAUGCUCCAUCCAAGGAAAUACCAUACCAGUUCCAUACUUGCUCCCAGUCUUGAGGAUUUUUUUUCUUGUCCAACAUCUUUUUACUUGUAAUAAAAACAUAUCCAUUUCUGUUUCCUAUGCUAUGAUUCGUGACUGACUGCCAUAACAGUUUUCUUACUGUAUAUUCGUGUCUAGACCCGGCAGAUAUAGUAAAAUGUAUAUUUCAGGGCUAAA
Populus nigra (black poplar) is the source of this 2204-nucleotide messenger RNA. RefSeq names its product protein HIGH CHLOROPHYLL FLUORESCENCE PHENOTYPE 173, chloroplastic-like. The record is from RefSeq and is a predicted model, not a curated record. NCBI's taxonomy places the organism in Eukaryota, Viridiplantae, Streptophyta, Magnoliopsida, Malpighiales, Salicaceae. The transcript is spliced from 13 exons. The coding region runs from base 276 to 1985 and encodes 569 amino acids.